UUUGACACACGGUAUUUUUUUUAAAGGACCGGAAGUAGUAGUUUUGCGCCGCUCUCUGUCCCUGUGUUCUCCCUGUCUGGACAAGUGCGGUUUGAAUGAUGCAACAGAUGUCAGACUAAGAGACGUGCACAGGAAGCAGUACAUGGUGUUGCUGAGGGACGGUCAUGAAUUUCAACGAGAGGCUGGUAAUGCUUGUGCCAGAAUAAUGACUGAAGGGCUGAAUAUGAUGCAGCCAGUCAUCAAAGCAAAAGAAAUGCCGCAUUUGAAGAUAAUGGAAGUAGACUAUAAAUAUAUCCUGAUUUUCACCUCAGCUUUUACACCAUGACUUUUGAACUUUUAUUUAAAGUAUAUUUCCUAAGAAUUGCAAUAUAUGGAAAAUGUGAAAACUGUUAAAGGAUUGAUUAUAACUGAGCUCAUUCUGUGCUGCAAGACAUUACAGAAAUAUAUCUCUACCCACCUUUAAACAUGUUCAGAGUGGCUACUUUUUCAUUAUGUCUUUUUUACAAAAGACAACAAAUCUGCUUGUCUUUCACCCGGUCUUUCACAAAGAAGAGUUAUGGAUACAGACUGCUAAGCUCUAAAGGUACUGAAACUGAAAAUGCAUGCACUAUAGACUCUCUUGGUAAUUUAGAAGUGAAUAUUAGUAAAGUUCGGCAAUUGAAGAGAUGGGUAUUGGUAAAUCAAGUGGCCUAUGUGAAUGAAACAGCUGAGUUUUUAAGAGAAAUGGGUGCUGAUAAAACACAAAUAGCUUCCAUACUUGAACGAUAUCCAGAAGCUGUUCUUUGUACUCCUACUGAUGUCCAGUUGCAAAGGGAGAUAUGGCAGUUGGUAUGUUCUAACAAGAAGGAACUGUUGAUGAUUAUUGAGAAAUUCCCAUCUUCCUUCUUCACUAUUGGACACUCUAACAACUUGAAAGCCAACAUUGAGUAUUUUAAAGAGCUUGGCUUAAACAAGAAGUUAAUCAGUAAAGUGAUAGCAAGUGCACCACAGAAUUUUAGCCAUCCUGUAGAAAAGAACAAAGAGAUGAUUUGCACGUUAACAGACAGUUAUAUGAAACUUGGUGGACUUAGGACCAAUAUGAGGCCUUGGUUGCAAAAACUUUUGAGCUUAGACCCUUUUAUUUUAAUUAAGGAUCCUAGUAUAAUUAAGGAGAACUUAAUAUUCCUUCACGUGACAGGGUUUACCAGCACAGAGAUCUUUGGACUGCUGACUAAACUAAAGGGAUUUAUCUCUGCGCUUUCUGUAAGCAGUAUGGCUGAGAAUUUGGCAUAUACUAAGAAAUCUUUAAAUUGCAAUGAUCAAACAAUAAAAGACAUUAUCCUCAAAUGCCCAGCUAUUUUGUCCCUGCCAAUUCCUGUAUUAAUGGAACGCUUGCAGGGACUUUUAAACAGCGGCAUAACUUUGGGUCAAAUAAAACAAACCCCAGCAAUUUUGGAGCUAACUUCACAGAUUGUACAAUUUCGAAUUCAGAAGUUGGUAUCUUCAGGCUAUGAUAUUAAAAAGGAAGGGCUUGGGCCUUUAACUGGGACAAAAAAAGAUUUUGAGAUAAGUUCAGGAAAAAUACAACUUAAAAAAGAGCGUCCAAUUUUUAAUCCGGUUGCUCCAUUGAAAAUUGAUAGGUAGUUAAGAGUUUGAAACAAUGAAAAAAUUGUGUCAGUGGCUCCUGAGGCAAUUCUUUAUCUGAAAAGUUUCCCUAAGACUCUGAACUGGAUACUGUUAUGUGAAUUAGGAAAUGGGUGGAUGGAAAAAUAGAGCUGCAGUACACCAUUUUAUUAAAGACAGCUGUAUGAAAAAAUAGAAUUUUAUUAUAGUCAUAUAGUCAUUUAAUGGAAUCAUUCACAAAAGUUGAUUGUUUCAUCCACUUUCAGUACACAGUUUUCCUACAGUGGUUCAUGGGAAGCAGAAUCAUUUCCUGACCGACAUGGUGAUGGGCCUGUCACAGAUGUGGUGUUUUUUUUUUUGCAUAUCUGAAUUGGAACAACUUGUAGUUCUCAACCAGCCAAACCAAAUCUUUGUACUGUGGGGGGAAGAAAUUGAAUCAUUGGACCUGAAAGAGAAACAACCACUCUGACAACAUGCAGACUCUGCACAGAAGGAAACACAGUCACUAUUUUAGUAAUGCUAUCUACACUAAUCUGCAAGAUUUAUCAAAGUAAGUAUUUUCCUGAAUCCUAAUGCAGAGAUGGGAAAUGGGAGUUUAUUUAGUCUUUAAAGGUGAUGCCAACACAUUUCUAAAAUUUGUGUUAAUGUUUUAACAUGUUAUCUGAAUAUCCAUACAUAGGCUAAAUUUAACUAAGAGAGCAAAGCUAUUUGUUGUUAUAGGUCUAGGAUAUAGUGAAAUAGAAUAGUAAAAAUAGUUUGAUAAGCCUACUUCUGGAAAAGUACACCAUCUUGUAGUCUGUGUUAUUGUGAGCUGCUUUGUAAAGUGCUUUUUGAUUGUUUGAAGUGAGAAAAUUGCAGUGCAAAAUGAGGAUUGAUUAGAUAGUUUAUUACAUAUUGGCAAAUUAGUAUUCUUCAAAAAAAAAAUAAAAACACCCUAGUUGAAAUUCAGAAAAGCUUCUAUAACUGGCACCACCCAAGUGUCAUUGUUAAGAACUGUACUUUAUCAUAAACUGCAAUUUAAAUACUUUUAAAUAUGCACUUUGAAUCCAGGAAUGAUUAAUCAAGGACAAAAGUUUCAGCUUAGCAACUUUCAUCUCUGUGUGACCAGAUGGUGAUCAUACAGGUCACCAUUUAUCAUCUGGCCUACUCUAGUAGAUAGGAGGGGUAAGAGGUCAGCAAGCAAGAAAUCCUAAAACUAUGCCUGCCAAA
Molecule: messenger RNA, 2811 nt
Organism: Erpetoichthys calabaricus (reedfish)
Lineage: Eukaryota; Metazoa; Chordata; Cladistia; Polypteriformes; Polypteridae
Gene: mterf2
Product: mitochondrial transcription termination factor 2
Exons: 3
Coding region: 466-1623 (385 amino acids)
Biological process (GO): termination of mitochondrial transcription; regulation of DNA-templated transcription
Cellular component (GO): mitochondrial matrix
Molecular function (GO): double-stranded DNA binding
Source: RefSeq, a predicted model, not a curated record